Molecule: messenger RNA, 2893 nt
Organism: Urocitellus parryii (Arctic ground squirrel)
Lineage: Eukaryota; Metazoa; Chordata; Mammalia; Rodentia; Sciuridae
Gene: Kcnj2
Product: potassium inwardly rectifying channel subfamily J member 2
Biological process (GO): regulation of monoatomic ion transmembrane transport; potassium ion import across plasma membrane
Cellular component (GO): plasma membrane
Molecular function (GO): inward rectifier potassium channel activity
Source: RefSeq, a predicted model, not a curated record
GGAGCCCUGGCCAGCGCGCAGCCUUCCCGGCGCCGGCAAGCUGGGUCUUGGGAAUUCUGGUUUGCUUCGGCUCACUCAAUUUUACAAACCACUGGAUCUUACAUGCCUCUGUACCCCCCACUUCCACUCCAUGUCCCCAUGCUCCUGUGCCAGCAACAGGACAUGUUCCCUGGAUGUCUGCUGAGUUACUAAGGUACCUCUGCAUGUCAGUUGACAGACCUUGGUAGGACCCCAAGGCUCCUGGAGACACCCAUCUCUCCUCAUUUUUUGUGUACGUGUCCUCACCGAACAUUCAAAACUGUUUCUCCAAAGGGUUUUGCAAAAACUCAGACUGUUUUCCAAAGCAGAAGCACUGGAGUCCACAGCAGAAGCGAUGGGCAGUGUGCGAACCAACCGCUACAGCAUCGUCUCUUCGGAAGAGGACGGCAUGAAGCUGGCCACCAUGGCGGUUGCCAAUGGCUUUGGGAACGGGAAGAGCAAAGUCCACACCCGGCAACAGUGCAGGAGCCGCUUUGUGAAGAAGGAUGGCCACUGCAAUGUCCAGUUCAUCAACGUGGGUGAGAAGGGACAACGGUACCUSGCGGACAUCUUCACCACGUGUGUGGACAUUCGCUGGCGGUGGAUGCUGGUUAUCUUCUGCCUGGCUUUUGUCCUCUCGUGGCUGUUUUUCGGCUGCGUGUUUUGGUUGAUUGCCCUGCUCCACGGGGACCUGGAUGCAUCCAAGGAGAGCAAAGCUUGCGUGUCUGAGGUCAACAGCUUCACGGCCGCCUUCCUUUUCUCCAUCGAGACCCAGACCACCAUAGGCUACGGCUUCAGGUGUGUCACGGAUGAGUGCCCCAUCGCCGUCUUCAUGGUGGUCUUCCAGUCCAUCGUGGGCUGCAUCAUUGACGCCUUCAUCAUCGGCGCGGUCAUGGCCAAGAUGGCCAAGCCCAAGAAGAGAAACGAGACCCUGGUCUUCAGUCACAACGCCGUGAUCGCCAUGAGAGACGGCAAGCUGUGCUUGAUGUGGCGAGUGGGCAACCUUCGCAAAAGCCACUUGGUGGAAGCGCACGUGCGGGCGCAGCUCCUCAAAUCCAGAAUUACUUCCGAAGGGGAGUACAUCCCCCUGGAUCAGAUAGACAUCAAUGUGGGGUUUGACAGUGGGAUCGACCGUAUAUUUCUAGUGUCCCCAAUCACUAUCGUCCAUGAAAUCGACGAAGACAGUCCUUUAUAUGAUCUGAGUAAGCAGGACAUUGAUAACGCAGACUUUGAAAUUGUCGUCAUACUGGAAGGCAUGGUAGAGGCCACUGCCAUGACCACGCAGUGCCGAAGCUCCUACCUGGMCAAUGAGAUCCUCUGGGGCCACCGCUACGAGCCGGUCCUCUUUGAGGAGAAGCACUACUACAAGGUGGACUAUUCCAGGUUCCACAAGACUUACGAAGUCCCCAACACUCCCCUUUGUAGUGCCAGAGACUUAGCCGAGAAGAAAUAUAUCCUCUCAAAUGCUAAUUCAUUUUGCUAUGAAAAUGAAGUCGCCCUCACGAGCAAAGAGGAAGAAGACAGUGAAAACGGAGUCCCCGAAAGCACUAGUACAGACACCCCCCCAGACAUAGACCUCCACAACCAGGCCAGCGUACCUCUAGAGCCCAGGCCCUUAMGGCGGGAAUCCGAGAUAUGACUGACUGAUUCCUGCUCUGGAAUACUUACUUUACUCCACAGUCUGUUGGUCAGAGGCCUGAAACAGUUAACAGACGACGGUACUGGUCAAGAGGUGGGUCAAGGCAAGUGGCCACCAGGGACUGAGGCUAGCACAAUGGUUUCCAAGAAAGACUGUAAGCUCCAUGAUUGAUGCAAAGCACUAACCAGGCCUUUGCGUGACCCGAUGGCACAUACGUGUUGUAGACUAAGUUGCGGGCUUUUAUGUGUUGUUUUGUGUUUUUACAAAACUUGAAUUUGCAGGCAAGCCUUGGUUGGGUAUCUGACUUAUCCAGAAUGCUUCUUUUAGGGAACAAGAGUGUUUUUAAUGGCAUAACAAAGGCAAGACUCUGCCUUAAUUUUUUUUUUUGAAAAGCUGCUAACUACAUGAACACAAAUCGUAUUUUUGUUGCAGUGUAGUUUUUCUUUUAUGUGAUUUAAAAGUCAGUGUUGAACUUUGUUGAAAGCUCAUGAUGCGCUUCAAAGUGGCAAGUAUUUGGCUAUUAACUGCCAAAACUGAGAGCCUGAUUUUUUGGAGGCCAGUAAUCUGUUUCCUAGAACUGAUCUCUCUCUCUCUUUUCUUUCUCUCUCUCUUUCUUCUCUCUCUCUCUCUCUCUCUCUCUCUCUCUCUCUCUCUCUCUCUCGUUACAUAAGGGCAUUAUGUAACACUAGCCAAAUGGUAGCCUCUGGGUUUUUUUUUUCCUUUCUCCUGAUGUCAAUGGGUUAUCUAAAAUUUUAAGUUAGACUACCUAAAAUAAAUACCAAAGAUAAUGCACAUUUUUGCACAGUGGAGCUUAUAYUAAAAAGGAAACAAAGCCCCAUGGGUUGCCUUGAAAUCAAGARACAAUAACUUUGAACCUCAGCAAGACCUCAAACCGCCUGUUCAUUUUGCACCUUAUUCACAAAACAGCAUCAAACACGGAGUCUAGUAAGUGUAGUGCUUUUUAAAUUUUGUUCUGUCAUGUACCCUUCCUGUUGGAAGURGAAGAGGAAGAACAAAGGGGAAGUACAGUCCACAUACACAUGCAUACACACAAAGAACAUCAACAUCUUUUCUAUCCUGCUGGGUAAUGCUGGCCAGACUAAUGCAUCAAGUGAGAGAGAUGGUGACAUGCUCUUAGAUUUUUCUGGACUUCCCCUUUUUGCACAUUCCAAAAUUUAUUCCAUAAGAUGAGAUCUUGAUUGAACUUGGCACAUAUCCUGGCACCCUCCAUGCAGC